Molecule: messenger RNA, 4576 nt
Organism: Acanthopagrus latus (yellowfin seabream)
Lineage: Eukaryota; Metazoa; Chordata; Actinopteri; Spariformes; Sparidae
Gene: dgcr8
Product: DGCR8 microprocessor complex subunit
Exons: 14
Coding region: 440-2791 (783 amino acids)
Biological process (GO): primary miRNA processing
Cellular component (GO): microprocessor complex
Molecular function (GO): identical protein binding; double-stranded RNA binding; primary miRNA binding
Source: RefSeq, a predicted model, not a curated record
GAAGCCGGUACUGGGAGGCGGGACAUGAGUUGGUUUGCCGCUGUGGUUUUCUUCAAGAUGGCGGGGCUGCAAGUAAGGCAGUAUGGCGGCGCGUCAAGAAUUAAAAUAAUUUAGAAAGGUAGUUAGGUGCCCAGAAGGAGACAGCCGUGUCAUUUUUAUCGCUCCCAGAAGAUACCAGUGGAGGAUGAUCAGUGCCUAGAUCCCCUAUUAAGCUGAAUGCAUUGUGAUUUCCAAUAAUUGAGACAGUGAUUCUGAAAGCUGUCUACAUUAAUGAAAAGAACAAUGUAGUCAGCUUAGCAUUUUCACCUCUGGUACGUGGUCUAUACAGGGAUGUGCUUCUGCAUGCGUUCUGUGUUUAGAUAAGAAGAAAAGUCUCAACAGGUCAGAUUUUAGAGUAAAUUAUCAGUCUGUAUAAGUUGUAGUUUAUAAUACAUAGGAAAUGGAGAUAGAUGAUGUUCUACCCCCUCUCCCCUUGGAGCCCCCUGAUGAUUUUGGCCAAGAUGAAGGCAGAGCACCUCCACCACCUCCCCUGCAAACGUCCAGUGACGCAGAGGUAAUGGACGUUAGCUCUGGUGGUGAUGGAUACACAUACACCCCAGGGGAUGGGGAUGCCCAGCCACAGCCGCCCCUCAGCAUGGGCUCAGUAACUUUCUGUAGCCACCUCUCAGACGAGGCCAAUCCCAACCCACCGUGCCCCAGAACGGCCCGCCACGCUCCCCCUGUCACCAAGUUUCUCCCAGACCUCAAGCUGCUCAGAGAUGUUAAGAUCCGUGUUAGCUUUACUGAAAGCAGCAGCAGCAGUAGCAAGGACAGGAAGGUUUUGUACACUGGUGAAGGGCAGGAGAGAGGAAGUGAUGAUGGCUUAGACAGCCUGAAUGGUGAGUUGCAUGACUCAACUAGUGAGCAGGAGCUAGGUGAGGGUAGUUCUGGAGGAAACAUAGCGGGCAGAACAUCAGAAGAGGCAGAGGUAGACCUGGAAAAUAAGGUAGAGUUCGCUGUCCUGGAUGAGUUGGAGGACUACUACGACAACUUCAUGGAUCAUGAUGAUGGGGAGCAUGGUGGCUUUAAAUCUGAGGUCAUAGCUCAGCAGGAGCAAGCAGAUGACGAGGCCGUGGCUGACCCCUAUGAGGAGGAGUUCGAUAAUGAUGUUGAUGCUCUGCUGGAGGAGGGAAUGCCAGUCCCCAAAAAGAUGCGUCCAGCUGAAGACAAAUAUGCCGGGGACAGUGAUCAUCCAUCAGAUGGUGAAGAAGGCGUUCAGCCCAUGAUGACCAAAAUAAAGACAGUCUUGAAGAGUCGAGGGCGUCCUCCCACCGAGCCUCUACCUGAUGGAUGGAUCAUGACAUUCCAUAACUCAGGCAUUCCAGUCUACCUGCACAGAGAGACCAGGGUGGUGACCUGGUCCAGACCCUACUUCCUCGGGACUGGCAGUAUUAGGAAACAUGACCCUCCUACCAGCAGCAUCCCUUGCCUACACUACAAGAAAAUGAAGGAAACCGAGGAAAGGGAGCUCAAUGGGGAAGUGGCUUUUAAUGCACACGAGUCUCCAGUCAAGCCCAGUGAGGAGGUCAAUGGUGAAGAGGGAGCUGGCAAGUCAGGGGCUUUAGCUGUGGAGCAGGACCAGAUCCCUCCCCCCAGUCUGAUUGAUGGUGGCCCAGAUGAAAAGGGUACCACUAAUAACAGCCUGCCAGGUACAGAGCCCCAUUCCUUUGAUACUGCCCAAGGAGCCUUAGGACAAGUGAAGGCCAAGGUGGAGGUGUGUAAGGACGAGUCCAUAGAGCUUGAAGACUUUCGCAUGUACCUUGAAAAAUGCUUUGACUUUGAACAAGUCACUGUAAAGAAGUUCCGUACAUGGGCUGAGCGACGGCAGUUCAACAGAGACAUGAAGAGGAAACAGGCAGAGUCAGAGAGACCUAUCCUGCCAGCCAACCAGAAACUCAUCACACUGUCAGUCCAAGAUGCACCCACUAAGAAAGAAUUUGUUAUAAACCCAAACGGAAAGUCUGAAGUUUGCAUCUUGCAUGAAUAUAUGCAACGUGUCCUAAAGGUUCGACCUGUUUACAACUUUUUUGAAUGUGAGAACCCAAGUGAACCCUUUGGAGCAUCAGUCAUUAUAGAUGGAGUAACUUAUGGCACAGGAACCGCAAGCAGUAAAAAACUUGCCAAGAAUAAAGCUGCUCGAGCCACACUGGAAAUCCUCAUCCCUGACUUUGUGAAGCAGACCUCGGAGGAGAAGCCUGUUGAGGGCGAUGAACUGGAGUAUUUUAAUCAUAUCAAUAUAGAGGACUCAAGGGUGUAUGAGCUGACCAACAAAGCAGGACUACUUUCGCCAUAUCAGAUUCUUCAUGAGUGCCUUAAAAGAAACCAUGGAAUGGGAGACACCAGCAUUAAAUUUGAGGUGAUCCCAGGGAAAAACCAGAAAAGUGAAUAUGUGAUGACAUGUGGGAAACACACUGUGCGUGGCUGGUGCAAGAACAAGAGGGUUGGCAAACAACUAGCAUCUCAGAAGAUCUUGCAGAUGCUUCAUCCCCACGUCAAGAACUGGGGCUCACUGCUGCGCAUGUAUGGGAGAGAGAGCAAUAAGAUGGUCAAGAAGGAGAACUCUGACAAGAGUGUGAUUGAGCUCCAGCAGUAUGCCAAAAAGAACAAGCCAAACCUUCAUAUCUUGAACAAACUGCAAGAAGAAAUGAAGAAACUAGCGAAACAGAGGGAGGAAACUAGGAAGAAACCCAAGAUGACCAUAAUGGAGUCUGCCCAGCCAGGGAGUGAACCCCUCUGCACUGUUGACGUUUAAGUCUCUGAAUCACUGAUGAACCACGGCACUGAAACUCCAGUCACUGUCACACAUCACACACCACCAUCCAUUUCUCAAUUAUGCAUCACUGAGAUCUAAUGGCAAUAUAGUCGCACAUUGACCAGGCUGAUAGAACUGCUUGCUUCCUUCGCCCAUGUUUUAUUGGUUCAGCCGGUAGAUGUAAGGGUAGAACUAAUGCACUAACAGACAGUAGAGCAAAUAUCGUCUACCUCUCUAGAUGCAUCCUCGCUAUGGCACUAGAAAAAAAAAGAUAAGAGAGAACCCAACUUGGUAACAUAUGAACCACAUCGAAAUAAAAAUGCAUGCUUCUUUGACAGCAAAAAACACUGCGCACAUUGGUUUUCUUUUGAAGUGUCGUUUUCAACAGUCACAAUCUAAGAGUGCCAGCACCUAUUAUUUUUGUUUGUGCUUAAAGUGUUUGAAAGGGACUACUAAAACUUGUGUAUUUAUACCAUUCAUUUAAUUGGGAAACAAAGUUACUUGUUUAUUGGGUAUUUUAAUGGUUAGUGUUAUGGAUUUUUUGGGUCGUUUUGUUUUUUUUCCACAGAAUGGACAGUUGCUGCCUUGGUUUGCACGAUAAAAACACAUUGUGAAGUGAUCACUAUUCAGAAAUAUUGUUAUGCACUCGUGUCCUGUCACAUAUUUUUGUUGACUGAUCAUGCUGUUGGUACAAGAGCCAACUGCUUUUGGGAAAUUUUUAGGGACUCGUUGCCUUUUUUUUUCUCUUCUGCUUUGGCAUUACAAGACACUGACGUGCUCCUCCCCAUGUCAACACUGCAGUAAACCCAAGUAAAGGGCCACAGAGUACUAUCAUGAGUUUAAGGUAAAGGAUUGUUUCUUUUAUUCAUAGUUCUUGCUAGCUUUUUAUUAAAGUACUAAUGCCAUGCACACCAACUAAUCACUUUCAGUAGCUCUUAAUUUUUGUUGCCCUCAAGAGAUCACGUCGGCUACAUGUUGCCUUAGUUAAUUCAUUUCAUGAAGGGCUUAGAGUAUGUACAAUACAUUGGACCUAAAACACCCUUCACCAGGAAGUGAAAAGACCAAGCCCCCUUUACUUGAUAAAGCAUUUAUUCGUUAGCCAGUUGGUGUUUUAAUGAAAACAGCCUGUGAAAGAUCAGUUACAUUGCCUACAGCAUGUGCAGAUUUUUAAGACUCGUCUUAAUGGAUCAUGUAUUUUGUGUACGUUUGCCAUCGUUGUGAGAGUUGAUCAUUUUCUGACCACAAGAAGAAAACAAUUUUUUUAAAGGCAGCCUUGCGAAAUGUAGUUGGUACACUGACAUGAACAAAAUAUUUUAGUUCAACACAAGCUGACGAAACUGUGUAUACCAAAGCUUACAUACAGUCUUAUGCAUUUUCUAGAAUAAUGUUGCUGCAAACUGUACAGUAGGAACAUCUGACACAGGACAAUACAUAGUCAUUACUUGCUGGAACAAAAUAGAAACUGCUGUGCAUUCUUUGUCAAGUAUUUGGCCUGUGAUUUUUCUACAAAACAUUCACAGACACGUCACAGUUUAAAGAAAAGGCUGUAGUUACGUAGAUUGCUUUAAGAAUGUGCUUUCCCCCUCUGUGCGUUUGUCAUCUUGCCAAGUGUGUGUUGGUGUGAGAAGAGAAAAAAAAAAUAUGCUUUUACAUGUGUUGCUGUUGAGUUGUACCAUUGAAUUGUUUUUGAGAUGUUGCUGCCUAGAAAAUGAAGUAUGUAUUGCAACCUGAUCUCCAUGACUUCAGUGAUAUUUGUUAUGCAAAAUAAAAUGUCUUGACUAAUGA